This is a messenger RNA of Porites lobata, 345 nucleotides long. The record is from the annotation of a GenBank genome assembly. Lineage: Eukaryota; Metazoa; Cnidaria; Anthozoa; Scleractinia; Poritidae.
AUGGUCGGCACUCUCGAGCCGCGCAGUACAGCCAUAACAGUUGUAGAGGCCGGAGCAAUGAUUGCAUUAAAUAUCAUUUCGCUUUUGGGCAACGUCCUAGUUUGUUUGUCGGUUUACAGAAAUAACAGGCUCCGCACCACAACAAAUCUGUACAUCAUUGCAUUGGCUGUAACUGACUUGAUAGCUGCAACUUUCGUCAUGCCUCUAGCUACUGGAGUUCUCAUCACAGGAAGAUGGCCUUUUGGUGAAACGGCUUGUCAAAUACACGCUUAUUUCGAUCUUUUUGCGGUGUAUGUUUCGCCUGUAACCAUGGGUCUUACUGCCCUUAAUAGAUACACAAGAAUA